AUGGCAUGGCAACCAUGGGAGAAGUUCAAGGCCGACCACCCCGCCACGGCGGACCGCAUGAUUGAAUCAUGGGCCGCCGUCCGGCCGUAUCUGCCUCCGGUCAACUUCAUCACAGUUCACUACGCCUACUUCAUACUGGUCGGGCUCAUCUUUGCCGGCAUCUUUCACGGAAUCUCGAACCCGGCCAACAGUGUCAGCUUCAUCGAUAGCCUUUUCCUCGUCAUCUCCGCCUUUACGACAUCCGGACUCAACACGGUCGAUAUCAGCAAACUCAGUACCGCCCAGCAGGCUAUCAUCGCCUUGAUGAUGAUUCUUGGCAGCCCUGUCUUCGUCUCCAUCUUCACCAUCUGGCUCCGCGCCCGCGUCUUUGAGAAGCGUUUCGAGGACAUCGUCGAGGCCGAAAGAAACAGGAGGAUCAAGAAGACUGGCACAAUAGUGGGCAUGGCCGGAGCCAUGAUUGGCCUCCCUGUCAUGUCGUCAUUUAAGGGAACCAAGCGGAAGCAAAAGAAGGGUAGACACGAGCGACAGGCCGAGGCAGACGCCUUCCAGCUCACGGGGUACAAAUCCCGUGAGAAGGGCCACGACCGGAGCCAAAGCCAGCCCGCCAAUCAAGACUCUGCACCACACGGCAUGCUGGAGCCCAUCGAGGAGGGCCAGAGGCUCAACCUCUCCAUCAGCUCUACCGAGCCGCUCUCGCCCAAGUCGAAUGCGACCCCCAGGCGGAGGCCUUUCAGUCGCGACUCAGGCCGGGUGUCCAUCUCAGAAGGCUUCGACUUCAAGACGUUCAUCCACGAGAACAAGACUUCAAUCGGCAGGAACGGCCAAUUUUUUGACCUCACGGAGGAGCAGCGCGAGUAUCUGGGUGGCGUCGAAUACCGUGCCCUUAAGAUUCUCUUUACCAUUGUCUGUGUCUAUUUCGUCCUCUGGCAGCUGCUUGGGGCCAUCACGCUAGGCGCCUGGUCAUACACGCACAGCCAGAGUAUCACAGCCGUCAACUCUCAAAACUCCUGGUGGGCUGGCAUCUUUCUUGCCAUCUCUUCGUUCAACAACGCUGGAAUGACGCUCCUUGACGCAGGCAUCGCAGCCUUUGACAACGAUGCCUUCGUCUUGACCAUUGUUACCAUUCUUUCUCUGGCUGGAAAUGCUGCGUUCCCUGCGUUCCUCAGAGCAACUGUCUACUUCUGCAGGUUUGUUCUGAAGAUAUGUGUUGAUGAAGACGAGCACGUUGUCUGGAAGGAAGCUUUCGAUUUCAUCCUCAAGUACCCUCGUCGUCUGUAUAUGAUGAUGUUCCCUGCUAAGGCAAAUUUUGUUUUUGUCACCAUGUUCUCCACCAUCGCGGUCAUGGACUGGGUCUUGUUGGUGGUUCUCAGCAUCGGCAACUCUGCUAUUGAGGCUUACCCGGUUGGGAAGCGAGUUGGACUGGCCCUCUUUCAGGCACUGGGUUUUGGGGUUGUUGGCGUGUCAAGCCUCUAUUUCGACGUUCUGGUUCUGUGGGUCAUCGUAAUGUAUAUUUCCGCAUAUCCGGAGAUCAUCGUCAUGCGAAACUCAAAUGUGUACGAAGAACGGUCGCUAGGAAUCUACACCACGGAACCUGAAAAGCCUGAGGACCCAGACGCAACUGCCAAUGAGUCAACAGAUGAGCUCCUGCCAACCUUUGCUGAACCGGCGUUUGGCCAUGCUCUUGGGUCAGAGCAAACAGCAGUCUCCGCAUCGGGCGUAUCAUUGUCACAAGCAAAGUCCCAUUUUUCCACCAAGCCUGUCAAGAGAAUAGCCGCCAUCGGCCGGCGCGGCACCUCCUUCGUGGGCAAGCAGAUCCAGAGCAGGAUGAACAACUUCCAGGGCGUGGGCGUAACGGCGAAGCCGCGGCUCAAGCGUUCUGCUGCCAUAAACUUCGACAACCCGAACGCGGGCUCCGCCUCUACACCCGAGGGCCACGUGAGCCUCGUAUCGCAGCACCUCCGAGGGCAGCUGUCGCACGACAUCUGGGCCAUCGCCUUCUCACUGUUCCUAGUCACGCUGAUCGAGACAUCCCAUUCGAUCGCGGACCCGCGAUCCUACAGUGUCUUCAACUUCUUGUUCGAGAUUGUGUCUGGGUACACCAACAUCGGACUGUCCAUAGGCCUGCCGGGCCACUCGUUCAGUUUUGCGGGCGGCUGGUACACGGGUUCAAAGCUGGUCAUGAUCCUGAUGAUGAUCCGUGGCAGACACAGAGGCCUUCCGGUCGCGCUGGACCAUUCCGUCAAGCUGCCUGGGUGGGAUAAUGUUAAGAAGCAGAAUGAGGACGCUGAGAUCAGACGGAGUAUAAGUAGGAGUCGAACUGGGUUGACGAUAUAG
This is a messenger RNA of Colletotrichum chrysophilum, 2334 nucleotides long. RefSeq lists its product as uncharacterized. The transcript has 3 exons. The record is from RefSeq and is a predicted model, not a curated record. Gene Ontology annotation, molecular function: high-affinity potassium ion transmembrane transporter activity. Gene Ontology annotation, cellular component: plasma membrane. The coding region runs from base 1 to 2334 and encodes 777 amino acids. NCBI's taxonomy places the organism in Eukaryota, Fungi, Ascomycota, Sordariomycetes, Glomerellales, Glomerellaceae. Gene Ontology annotation, biological process: intracellular potassium ion homeostasis; potassium ion import across plasma membrane.